CACCCUUCUCUUCCUACUCCUAUCCUUCAGAAAUAUCACUGACUUGCUUACCUACAGCAUUCAAGAUUCACGGAUCCAGGAAAUCAGGAAUUCCAAUCUACCUGAUUUCGCCCACCGGGUUUUACCAGGUUCUACGCAGAUGACCUAACCCCUGCAAGAAAACCAAGAGUGCCUUUCAUUCCAGAGAAUCUGAAUGUCCUGGUUGCUGCUCCUUGCUUUAAUUUACCAAGCCCAGAAAUACUAGCCACCUGCUUCCUCACCCCCCACGUACCACAAUGAGCUGCCACUUGCUCGUCUAUGGGCUACCUGCCUUGGGAAUCUAUGCAGUGUUAUCUUACUCUCUUCGGAAGAAGCCACAUCUCCUUCACAAACCACGCAGGUUUCCCGUUCGAUGCUUACAUGUCUCCCACAGGGGUGGUGCUGGAGAGCAGAUUGAGAACACUUUGGGUGCCUUUAAAAAUGCAAUGAGCCAAGGGACAAACCUGCUUGAACUUGAUUGCCACAUAACCAAAGAUGGGAUUGUGGUUGUGUCCCAUGAUGAAAAUCUGAAACGCCAGACGGGACACAACAUUGAUAUCAGCCACACAUACUAUGAGGAUUUGCCACGCUAUCUGCCUUCUCUGGAGGUGCAGUUUUCUCCAGGAAGCUUCUCACAUGGUACUGAUCACCAGAUUCCUCGUUUGGAAGACAUUUUUGAGCAAUUCCCUGGAGUCCCUAUUAAUAUUGAAAUUAAAGAAGAUAAUGAUGAGCUCAUCAAUAAGGUAGCACGUCUUGUUGAUCAAUACAAUCGUUCCCACAUCAGCAUCUGGGCCUCCUUCGAUUCUCAAAUACUGAAAAAAUGCCAUAAAGCUAAUAAAGACAUGCCCUACACCUUCUCCGCUAAGAGAGGCCUCUUAAUGCUUGGACUCUGGUACCUUGGACUCCUGCCCUUCUUCCCUCUGAAGGAAUCGUUCCUUGAAUUCGUGCUGCCCUCAAUCAUAAACAGGACGUAUUUUCCAGUGAAAAAGGGCAUAUGUGGAUCACUACUGGCAAAAGUUACCACCAAGCUGACAAUGCAUAAACAGCUGUUUAAACAUCUGGAAGACAGAGGAAUACAAACUCUCCUUUGGGUUUUGAAUGAAGAAAAGGAUUAUAAAGAAGCCUUUAGCUAUGGAGCCUCCGGAGUCAUUUCUGACUACCCAACUCAUCUUCGACAGUACCUAAAUGCUCAUCCUCUGCCACCUUGCAAUGCGUAAAUUGUAAUGAAUGAAAAAGAAUUAUGAUGUGAAAGAUAGGAAACUCAAAAGUAUAUUUCACCUGUGCAUACUGUAAGAGGAAGACUCUGAAACAAAUAAACAAUUCUGUUACCA
This is a messenger RNA of Thamnophis sirtalis, 1349 nucleotides long. It is a transcript of the gene GDPD3, whose product is annotated as glycerophosphodiester phosphodiesterase domain containing 3. Gene Ontology annotation, biological process: glycerophospholipid catabolic process. NCBI's taxonomy places the organism in Eukaryota, Metazoa, Chordata, Lepidosauria, Squamata, Natricidae. The record is from RefSeq and is a predicted model, not a curated record. Gene Ontology annotation, molecular function: phosphatidylcholine lysophospholipase A1 activity; phosphoric diester hydrolase activity. Gene Ontology annotation, cellular component: endoplasmic reticulum membrane.